CCAAGCACAAAAAAAAAGAAAAAGAAAAUAAGGGAACCGUAAAAUUAAAGUUUGAUGUAGCCGCCCGGAUCUGCCUUGUCUCCCAAGUCAGAUUCUUUUCUUCCUGGCACACAGCGCCAUUUGCCUCAGGCACUUGGGAUUGUGGCGGGCGGUGGUUGAUUGCCGGCUUAUCGAUAAGGAGAGGCGAUUAGCUCGAUGCGGAAGGAGGGGAAGAAAAAAGCCUGUCGGGAUUCCCCACCUGGAGAUUCGUCGCGAUCCCCAAUUGCCGGCUGGCUUCGGUUCAACUGGCUCAUGCCUGGUGUACUCUACUGUGCUUCUGCUGCAGCAGAGGCAAUUAAUGGUUCAGUUCCAGAGUACCAGAUAGAAAUUGGCUUCUGUGGUUCUUGCCAUGAUCGUGGAUCAGAGGUUCAGAAAACAAUCUCUGCGAUAAGAGGAUAAACUAGUGAAUAGUGCGUGGCAUGGGGUCUGCGCGGGAUGAACCCCGAGUUUAUCAGCCACUGCCAGUUUGAUCUUGUAAAUAGUGAAAUUGUGAAUUGAUGGUUACAAGUGAUAAGGACGUUACCAUCGGGCUCUACACAUCUAGAUCGGAUGUCUCAUAUACAAUCAGCUCAAUUUGUAUUCAGUUAUAGUUGUAUACAAGGCAUGAAAUAUUAAGCAUCUUUCUUACGCUUAUGCAUGUCGAUCCCCAAGCACACCAAAGAAGCACUUUAUGCAUACCAUAACCCAAGAAAGUCAAUCACAUGCACACAUUCUCCAUGAAAAUACUAUUCAAUACGAAUGUAACAACGUCCUCUACCAGUCUCAAUGACAGCAGCUAUCUUGUUAUCAUGGAGCUCCGCACGUUCAGCCCGAUGCGGGUCAGUCCGGCAGUUAACCACACAG
This is a messenger RNA of Aspergillus welwitschiae, 882 nucleotides long. RefSeq lists its product as uncharacterized. NCBI's taxonomy places the organism in Eukaryota, Fungi, Ascomycota, Eurotiomycetes, Eurotiales, Aspergillaceae. Bases 196 to 438 code for a protein of 80 amino acids. The transcript has a single exon. The record is from RefSeq and is a predicted model, not a curated record.